CAUUUGAGCAAUCUGAGUGCCAUCUAUUUUUGUCCUAGCUUCUGGGUGAGGGUUGACUACUUACAGAGCUGGCUUGUCGGGCACCACAGUUGGCCUGUAAUGGCUGUUUAGUACAGACUGGUUUGCUGGAUUAUCCAGCCACAGUGACUCUCCUAAUGGACUUGAAUGAGAUCAGAGGAGGCAGACUGGAUGUGAUUGCAGAGGAAGCUGAGCACCAGGAGUUAAGCAGAGAGUUGACCACUAUGGCGGACACGGGAGGGAGGGCGACCCUAGGAGUUUCCACCUUCCAGAGGUUUUCUGUUAACACCAACGAGUCCCUUCGUUUUGAGCCCUGUGAGGACAGCCUUCCAUCUUCCACUGGGGCAGAAGAAGGACUUGAUGACGAUGAUGUGUUUAAAGAGAGAGGAAUCGAGGAUGAGAUCGUCACAAUCAGGAAUCGGUUGCAAGGGAAGGUUGCUGAGAUGGAGAACUUUGCAGGUCAUCUGGAGGAAAUCUUUCUCACUGUGGAGGAGAAUUUUGGCCGUCAGGAGCAGCACUUGGAGCAGCAUUACAACGAUGUGCUCCAGACGUUGUCUCAGCGAUAUGACGAGAGGGCGGCUGGACUGGAGGAGGAGAAGAAGGGCAAGCUGGAGGCCCUGUACAAGCAGCUGCUGGCUUGUGGCCGGGAGAUGGAUGCCUCCAAGGAGCUCAUUGAGACAGCCCAGGAGGUCUACCGCAGCCAAGACAAGAGGCUUUUCCUAAAGGCAGUUAUGCCCACCAUAAAAAGAAUCGAGGAGUUUGCCAAAGAGGAGGUAGACCUCACGUUGUCUACAAGUCUUGAGUUUAACACACCCCUUGCUGACCUGUCAGAUGUCAAAACCAUGAUGGACUCCAUCAACGUUGUUCCAGCUCCAUCUGCCCCGGUGAUCAACCCCCAGAUGCCCAACUCUGCCACCCAGACGUCACUGCGUGUGUGCUGGAGCUUGUUCUCCGACGACACGGUGGAGUACUAUGAGCUGUACUACAGACCGGUGCUGGAGGACACACCGGCAGACAGCGUCUGUGCACCACAUGUAUGCAAGAUCAACGUGAAGGAGACCCAUUGCACUGUGACAGAUCUGCUGGCCAAUGCUCAGUAUGAACUCUGGGUGACUGCUACCAACACCACAGGCAUCAGCCCAGCGAGCGAGAAGGCCUUAUACAUGACGGUGCCGUCGCCUCCAGUGAUCAAGCAGAGGGAGUGUACUAGCUGUCGAGAGGCUGCUCUGAUCCGCUGGGAGUCAGGAAACACCAACCCUGUGGACUCUUACACGGUGGAGCUCAGUGAGAUGGGUACUGAUGGCACAGAGAGCAAUACUACGGAGUCCAUAGUAGCCGUGCCCACCUGUCAGUGUCUGAUCCAGCUGCACACAGGACGCCGUUACCUCAUCACUGUGAGAGCGGUCAACAUCGGCGGGCCCAGCGACAGGAGCGAAGUUAUUCCUGUCUCCACAACAGGUACAUUCUUCUACCUCCUAGAGGACACUGCCCAUCCUUGCCUGUCCAUCUCUGAAGACGGCUUCACCAUUUUUUAUGGAGAUGAGGAGCUGCCGAUAAGCGCUAUGGCCUUAGAUGAUAACACCUUUACCAGAUGUGUAGCUGUCCUGGGGGAUCUGAUCCCGGUGCGAGGCCGGCAUUACUGGGAAGUUGAGGUGGAUGAUGGGACAGAAUUUAGGAUUGGCGUUGCAGCCGAAGACACAGAGAGGAACUCGUACCUCGGCGCCAACACCACCUCCUGGUGUAUGAGACACAUUCUCACCCCGUCCAGGCAUAAAUAUGAGUUCCUGCACAAUGGCUGGAGUCCUGACCUGAGGAUUACAGUAAACCCAGUAAGGAUAGGAGUGGCACUGGACUACGAGAGGGGGACUUUGUCCUUUUUUAAUGUGGAUCUGGAACAGCAUCUACACACCUUUCAAUGUCACUUUCAAAAUUAUGUCCACCCCUGCUUUGGCCUGGACAACCCAGGAGCUCUUACUGUACACAACGACAUAGAGGCUCCCGAGUACACAUUCAUCUGACUCCUGUAAUCUUCUCCAGGGCUGGAA
This is a messenger RNA of Etheostoma cragini (Arkansas darter), 2063 nucleotides long. RefSeq names its product fibronectin type III and SPRY domain-containing protein 2. Bases 156 to 2036 code for a protein of 626 amino acids. NCBI's taxonomy places the organism in Eukaryota, Metazoa, Chordata, Actinopteri, Perciformes, Percidae. Gene Ontology annotation, molecular function: protein binding. The transcript has 13 exons. The record is from RefSeq and is a predicted model, not a curated record.